Messenger RNA from Physcomitrium patens, 1635 nucleotides. RefSeq names its product Golgi SNAP receptor complex member 1-2. Gene Ontology annotation, cellular component: cis-Golgi network; Golgi membrane; Golgi medial cisterna. The record is from RefSeq and is a predicted model, not a curated record. Gene Ontology annotation, biological process: inter-Golgi cisterna vesicle-mediated transport; vesicle fusion; endoplasmic reticulum to Golgi vesicle-mediated transport. Gene Ontology annotation, molecular function: SNAP receptor activity. Lineage: Eukaryota; Viridiplantae; Streptophyta; Bryopsida; Funariales; Funariaceae.
UUUUUUUUUUUUUUUUUUUUUUUUUUUUGGAGUCGCUACUUUCGUCCUGGUGUGUCUCGGAGUAUCACGUACUUGAUUUUCAUUAAGGCUGCUCCAGUGAUAGAGUUCCAUGCCAUUGUCUGUCGCUGCAUUAUUCGAUCGGUGUGAUGACAUUGGAACCAUUUGGUGAACUUGAGGGUGAAAGUUCGUGAGGGAGAAUUUUCCAGCCGCGGAUUUGCCCGGCAAAUUGCUAUUCUAGGAUAGAGGAAGCAGCUGUGGGAGAAGCGAAUUCAUUAGCAUUCUGGUGUCUGUGUAGUGAGUGAUUCGCCAUUGGUGAUGUUUUCGUAGACCAGUCGAAAGGAUUUGAUGCCAAUCACAUCUAUAUGUAGGUUACGGUUUUUUUUUUUUUUUUUUUUUUUUUUUUUGUCCCUCCGUGACAGGAUCGGAACAAAGCUAGUACUUCCUGGGGUUGAGGAUUGCUUCGAGUGGGGAUUCUGUAUACUAGAGAGACCGUCUGUUCAUCUGGGAUCCAUGGUCUAAAGCGCAGAUAUUCUGCAGGCACUUCAUCGCAUGUGUUGAUGAUGCUGUGAGGGAUGACUUAAGUGUACCAGCAAUCGUCUUAAAGAUCACUGGUUUUGAUUUUAGGCGAAAUACAGGACGGAACAGAUCCAAGUACUGUCGUUUACAUAGCAGAUCUGAGCGCUGUAAUAGAGAUUCGAACUUGAGACAGAGGGUCGGCAAUGGAGGAUUGUGAGGGAGGCUGGGAGGAGCUGCGCAAGGAGGCACGGAAAAUCGAGGGUGAUCUCGAUGUCAAGUUGUCUUCUUACGCGAAGCUUGGAGGAAUGCUUUCCCAUGGAGGUGAUGCUCGAGUGGAGGGAUCAUGGAAGUCCAUGGACACGGAGAUUGAAUUACUACUGGAGAAGUUGCUGGAUAUUAAUGAUUCAAUGAGCCGAUGUGUGGCGGCUGCUACUUCCACCACCUCCGUUACGCAGAAACUUGCUCGACAUCGGGAUAUUCUGCAUGAGUUCACUCAGGAGUUUCGACGAACACGAAAUAACAUAAAUUCCAUGCGGGAGCAUGCAGAGCUCCUGACCUCUGUUCGUUCUGACAUCAGUGAUCAUAAGGCUUCAGGGAGUUCUUCACCAGCAGCAAGCUUGCUGAGGGAACGUGGAGCAAUCCAUGGCAACAUUGCUCACAUGGACGAAGUUAUUACCAUAGCUCAUACAACAAAAGUGGCACUGGGGGCACAACGAACAACAUUUAUGGAAAUUCAGGGGAAAGUAAAGCAACUGGGGGAUCGGUUCCCUGCUAUUCGAGGCGUAUUAGGUGCAAUCAAGCGGAAAAAAUCUAAGGAUACUUUAAUUUUAGCAGGGGUUAUUACUGCUUGCAUUCUUUUUCUUAUCAUAUACUGGUUGUCCAAAUAGAUGUCUCAAAUUAGAUGAUUUCCCAGAUCAAAACUGUAACACUUUUGAAAUGAUCGUUUUAUUACGUUCAUUAGUGUAAUUUAGAUUACAAAUGGAACUGCCAAAUCCUACUGAAAAGUGCCUACAGCAGGCUGUGUCUAUUCGGUGUAAUCUAUUGAUUUUUUCUCGGUUCAGCAAAGAGGCAUGUUCAAUAUGAAGGGAUUUAAUUCUUCAUUUACUGUACUGAAAGAAA